CUGGAGGCCUUUAAGGUUGACGGCAACUCUAGAGGCAGAUCCAUGCUGCCAGGUCCAAAACAAAAGAGCAUCCAAGAUCUGUGAACAUAACUUGAUUUCCUGUUGGACAAAGGGGAGGGGAGUGUUCCUAGAACCAACAAAAACAGUUACAGAUAUGGGCUGCCAUUUUUCUGUCUGGGGAGUUUUGGCCUUCCUGAGUUUGGCUCUCAUUGUUUCAUUGACACUGAACAUUUUACACUAUUUGAAAAAGAAAAGAGCUAAAAUGCAUAAAGACUAUGAAGAGAACAAUCCAAGCUAUGAUGACUAUCCCACAGAAGAUUACCCAGUUUAUGGCAAUCUCAAUCAAGAUAUUUUAGUUACAGAAGAAUGUUGUUAUGAGCAGAUGAAGUCCCAACCUCAAAGACCAGUUAACCAGCCACAGGUGGAGUCUGCCAGUCAAAUGUGUUAUGCCUCACUUGAUCACAGUGUCAAGGGAAAACGCAGAAAACCAAGGAGAAAGAAAGAUCCUUCAAUAGAGGAAGAUGAAGAAGAAAGAUCAUCUAACCCCACCAUGAUGGCUUCCAAAGCGAGCAUUUACCUCAAUAGUGAGCAGCUGGCUGCUGAAAACACAGCAAAAGUAGAAGCCAUUCAUGAUGAUCCCAUCAGGUUAAUGGGCUUGAUCCAUAAGCAAAAGGAGAGAAUAUCUGAAGUGGCUUCCUGAACCAAAAAUGUAAUCAUAAAGUGAGAUGUGCUUUUUCAUUCUGGAGGAACAGUGAAUGACUAGAGAUUGUCAAACUGCCAAACUGUCGUACCAAACAAUGAUUUAAAAUGGGUAAGUGUUCCAAAGUGUCUUCCAAGCAUAUUUAAGGACUAAGCAAGAAAUAAGUAUAGGUCCAGACUGCCACUUUGAAGGAUCUGCCCUUCUGAGGAUAAUUUGAAAGAGUUAUGGAAUCUGGUAUUUCAGCAUUCAUGUGGUAUUGAUCCCAGUAAAAAUUAAUCCUAUGUUUUAAACAACCAUCGGCUUCCAAACAGUCCCAAAAGACCCACUAAUGGUCUGUAGAGCUUUAGCAGAGUACAACUAUUCUAUAUAGGUUUUAUCAAUACUUCUGAAAGGAAAUUUUUUUCAUGCUUGCACACUUAGUGAUUUAGUUGUUUCACCAGUUAAAAACUGAUCUCCUGUUCCACAUCGUGUACUUUCCUGCUGUGACUGGUUUAUGGUAAUAAUGCAAUCUAUCUAAAGAUAAUUGGAGAAUAAUUUAACAGUUUGUUUAAAGUAGUAAUUGUACAUUUCAUGAGAUUUAACAGUAUCUUUAUAUAUCUUCAGUUUCCCUUAGCAAUACCACAAUUAGUCUCAAAUCUCAACUCCUCUACUAAAUGCAAUAUUGUAUCAAACUGUAUUCAAGAGUCCACAAAGAUAUUAUCAAAUUAUCUGUAAAAAUAAAUAUUCUAGUGAGGAUUUCUUCCUUCUAAUACUCUAUGUUAUGUUUACAUUCCUAUUGGGUUUUACAUUGCUAUUCUUACUAUUUUACGAAAGCAGAAAGAGCUUUUCAUUUCCCCAAACAAUUCACUUACUGUGUGCACAUUCAUCUUAAGAGUUUAAACUCAUUAAAUGGUAGUUUUAUAGAGUGGGGAUCUCUUUUUAUAUUCCAGGAGUCAUUAAGUAGUUUUAGCAGAAAACAGCGAGGCAGGUUGACGUAAUAUGCCUACCUCUAGGUGUCAGACACUUCUGUCUUCUCAAAAAUAAAGGAUACUAGUGCCUUUAACAUCCACACAGAGCACCAUGUCAAGGAGCUUCCAACUCUCAAGCACAUACAGAACUCUGCAAGUGUUUCAGGUCCUGAAAACAAACAAAUAAAACAAACAAAAGGCCCAUAGAAGCCCAACACCUCUUCUAAAAGCGGAAGUAGAUGGACACAUCCAGCAAUGAGACACACUUAUGAAGAAUAAAAUCAGUAUAAAACAAAAUCAAGAAAUAAGUUCUUUGACAGCCUGGUUUUGUUCAUAGUUAAGGGUCUUACAUAACAAGCUCUAACUUCUGUGCAAAACCAAAAGGAAGGGGCCAAGCCCUGCAGCCAAAGCUGCCCCAGUGUCAUUGCCAAUCUUGUGCUAGCAUUUCCUUUUGUGUACUGAAAUCAACACAGUAUGUUUCGCUGUUACAUCCCAGAAAAAAGGCAGACUUGGAAUGAAAGUAACUGUGUUAUCACAGUCUUAGCCCAGCUACCACUGGAUAGGCAGAAACAAGUAGUGUUGAAGAAUCUACAAAAACCACUUUAAUGAAGAAGCAGAUUAAACGAUGGCCCUAAGGUCCUGUGGGGGAAAGGAAGAAGACAAAUCCAAAGCCAAAUAUCUAAAGUUAAAUAUCAGUGCAUGAAGCACUCACUUAAUUUGAUUAGAUUGGAAGGAGUUAUAUUUUGUUCCAUAGUAGGAACUAAAUAAGUAAUAAUACAUAUCUCAACAUAUGCUUGCUUAGACUCACAUCAAAAUAGUUUGAAUAACAAUAUGCAAAAUAUUCACAUAAAGAGUUUUAACGCAUCAGUGAGAUGCAACUCUUGAUUAUGUCUUAAAUUCACAAGUUAAAGAACUUACACGAAUUAACUAAACUCAACCUGCCAUUUCAAUCUGAUCAUCAGUUUAACAGAAGCGAAGUACACACUUCUCUCAUUGAGUGUAAAUGUAGCAGUAAGUCCACCUCAUGGGAUUUAGGUAAAUCUAGUUUCCUCUCAGUCUCAAGUCUUUAGUCCAGCUAUGCAUUUACGCUAAUUUUCAUCAGCUGCUUUCCCUUGCAAUGUACCUUGUUAAUAGAGCAGGGCAUUCUUGUAAAUAUUCUCCUUCAAUAUAUCCUUCCUCUCCACAUAUAAUCACUGCUUCCAUUAAAUGACUGACUGUUGCUUACAGACACUCUACUUCAGGAUAAUCUUUAGCGGCUUAUCAACUGUUUCCAAGGCACUUUUAAUGUUGUCACAUUCAGAUUUAGCUUUAUUUCUCCAGCUCUUUAACCUUCAUCUGCUUAAGUAAGCAACUGAAUGACCUAAUUUUUUUAAUGACUUCUGGGAUACUUUUUCAAAUGACUACUGAAUUCUUACAUGAAAGAACAUGUUCAAUAUUGCUCCAUCUUCAA
This is a messenger RNA of Pseudopipra pipra, 3097 nucleotides long. RefSeq names its product T-cell receptor-associated transmembrane adapter 1. Gene Ontology annotation, biological process: positive regulation of T cell receptor signaling pathway; negative regulation of receptor recycling. Lineage: Eukaryota; Metazoa; Chordata; Aves; Passeriformes; Pipridae. The transcript is spliced from 6 exons. The coding region runs from base 155 to 700 and encodes 181 amino acids. The record is from RefSeq and is a predicted model, not a curated record. Gene Ontology annotation, cellular component: T cell receptor complex.